AUGAGCAUGGACGCUGGCGGUCUCGCUCAGAUGACUUUCAACGGUUUCUCUUCCAACGGCCUUGGCGCUCCCGGCUCUGGCUUUGCUUCUAGAAACAGAGGAGCCCAUAACCACAAGCGCCUUAGCGUUGGCCUCCCUCAGCAUAUCAACCCUAUUGAGAACCACUCCGACUCAAACCCUACACCUCGUACCUCGCGCUCCCACCUCCUCGCCGGUCUCCGUACCGCUCCAAAGACGCCGGCCGUCACGGCCUCCGCUCCUUACAACCAGCUAGACUACCAGUCUCAGCUCAGUGGCAUGGACGCCAAUACAUACAACGCUUAUAUGCAAAGUGUUCCUCAGUCAGCCACUGCUGCUAGUUUCGGUGGCAACCACUACGGUGGUCGCCAGCAACACCAGCAGCAGCGUCAUCAGCAACAGCAACAACAACACAUGUAUUCUAUGCCCGAGCAGGUCUUGGCCCCGCCCACCUUCUACGGUCAGGAGGCCGAGAUGGACCCCAACGUCAUGGAACAGCUCCAGCUUACCAGCCUCUUCCUCGCUCAGCGCCAGCAGCAACUUCAGCAGCAGCUCGCCGCUAUCACUGCUGCCGCCAACACUGCUCAGUUGCAGGGCUUGAACCUCGCCCAGUUCCAGCAGCCCAUGUCACAGAUCAAUGCCUAUGGCCAGCAGCACGCCCAGCAACAACAGUCGCCCAUCGAGGUCCCUGGUCAACCUGGUCUCUACCUUGUGUACAACCCCAUGACUGGCCAGUACCAGUACGCCGUAGACAACAACGCACAGUCCCCCAUGUCGCCUGUCUCGCAGCACCAGAACGGCUUCUUCAACGUUGACACUCCUCAGAAACAGCAACAGCCCGUCUUCCGUGCCGAGAUCUCGCCUCCACCCACCGAGCGUCCUACGCCAACUGGUUCUCGCUCCAUCACUCCUCCUAAGAAGACAUCUUCGCCUGCAUCGAGUCUUGCUCACGUCGAACCCCUUCCUCCUCCGUCUGCCAACGCCUUCCGCCGUGGCCACAAGAAGGCAUCUUCUCUUGCUAUCAACGCCCUAACUGGAACAUCUGAUGGCCCCAAGACAAGCAGCGUUGCUACUUUCGGUUCUGCCAGAUCCGUCUUCCCACCCACCCCAAUGACUGGCACUUUCGGACCUGGCGCUGCUCGUGCUGGAGAACAUCCUGUUCGUCAACCUCGUGGCCCACCUCCGCUCGAAGAACUCAUUGCUUUGCCCACCAGCAAGCAUGAAGGCAGCAAGAACUUUGCCACUCGUCAACGCCGUCGUGCUCUUGACAACCUCGUUCGUGCUGGCUCGUUCCGUCGUGCCGUCAGCGGAUCCCCUCGCGGUAGUCCUAUCAGCGAGCGCGAGCUUCACUUCCAAUCAGAGGAGGACGAGCCCUGCUUCCGCAAGCAGAGCCCUAUUGGCAGCGAGCGCAACGCUAAGAGAAGCUCCAAGGACAGCCUCGAGGGCCUUGGUGCAGGUGGCGCCGUUCACACUCCAGUCAGCGAGAAGGGAGACGCUUUCGACAUGGGAGCUUUUGCUAAGCAGCUCCCCAGCCCUAUUCAGCAAGGUCUCGGCCGCAGACACAUGAUGUUGGGUGUUCUUAGCGCAGCUGAGAAGAGAAAGAGCAUGUUCUAG
Aureobasidium vineae is the source of this 1632-nucleotide messenger RNA. NCBI's taxonomy places the organism in Eukaryota, Fungi, Ascomycota, Dothideomycetes, Dothideales, Saccotheciaceae. The record is from the annotation of a GenBank genome assembly.